AGAUAGAGAGGUUAACGGAGCCCCUAUAAAAUUGGUUCAUCUUCCCCAAAUUGAAAGACCCUAGAUUCUUAAGAGAGCUCGUUCGUCAUUUUUCGUGCCUCAAAUCUUUACAAUCGAUAACCACACCCAUCGCCUUUAUUCAGAAUGUCGGAAUCACCAUUCAGACCACGAGAAAAGCUUGCUGAGAAGCAAAAAUAUUUUCAGAGUAUCCACAGGCAUACCUACUUGAAGGGACCCAUGGAUAAGAUUACAUCCGUGGCCAUACCACUGGCUUUGGCUGCAACGUCAAUUUACAUGAUUGGACGAGGGAUCUAUAAUAUGUCGCAUGGAAUUGGAAAGAAAGAAUAACCUGGGAAUUUCUGAUUGAGGAGGGUUUCCCACACAAACCUACCUUAGCUUCGUUAAUAUGGGCCAGUGGUUUUCUUUGCAUUUAUGUCUGUUCUCUUAAUAAAUUGCUUAGUUGCAGAUUUUGACUGCCAUUGGGGGUUUAUAACUUGAAUGAAAGUUGUUCUUUGUAUGUUUGAUAUAAUCAAAUUGAGUGAAUUGGCUCAAACUGCUGUUUUCUGUUUCUGGUUUAGUACUUGUUCCGUGUUAACUGUUCCAUCUAGGUUAUGCUUCUCCUUGCUAGACAAGCUCACUGGUUUUUCUUAUGCUUUGAUAA
Molecule: messenger RNA, 661 nt
Organism: Glycine soja
Lineage: Eukaryota; Viridiplantae; Streptophyta; Magnoliopsida; Fabales; Fabaceae
Exons: 3
Coding region: 145-348 (67 amino acids)
Source: RefSeq, a predicted model, not a curated record